This is a messenger RNA of Symsagittifera roscoffensis, 1433 nucleotides long. RefSeq names its product type-1 angiotensin II receptor-associated protein-like. The record is from RefSeq and is a predicted model, not a curated record. The transcript is spliced from 5 exons. Bases 32 to 652 code for a protein of 206 amino acids. Gene Ontology annotation, biological process: angiotensin-activated signaling pathway. Lineage: Eukaryota; Metazoa; Xenacoelomorpha; Acoela; Convolutidae. Gene Ontology annotation, cellular component: plasma membrane.
GCUAAGGCAUGGACGUUGUUAUAGAUCAAUAAUGCAGUCUGUUUUAAGCUCUGGUUCAAGUGUUGCGGGGAAGAUCAAUCUGUCCUUAAAGACUGUGGCGUUUAUGUAUUUCCUGUUCUCUGUGCUGACACAGAUAGUAGACUGGCUUCCGCGCUCUUACGCCUUUAUGGAGGCUUGGUGUUUGGCACUCUUCCUCUGGGCAAUGGCUUGCAAGGAAAAUCCCGAGCCAGUGUCUUUGUUGCUGGUGUCUUUGGUCACGGGUAUCGUGUUCGAUAUCAUCCACAUGUGGCUCUCAUUUGGAUCAUCCUAUAAAACUUUAGUUGAAAGCGGUUGCGUGUCGUCGGGUCUUUUCUAUUUCUCGGUGACAAUGGCUGUCGUAGCGAUGCUGCUCAAGCCAGUCUACAUGCUGUUUCUCAGCUCUGAGUAUGGGAAGCGGGGAGGAGAUGUGUCCACUCUGUUCAAGGCGCCAACAGGAGGCAUAGGAAAUAUGAUGCCCCAGGGUGGACAGGCAUACCAGAAUCUAGACGGACAUGAUGAUAGAGCUAGCAUGCUGGGCGCAGGUGUCAAAGACCCCAACAGCGCAUUUGCUGGAUCGCAAGGUUUUCAGGGACAGCAGCCACAGAUGGGAAUGGGUGGGGGUUACGGAUAUUAAUUCCUAAGAUUUGAGAACUGGUCAACUGACUACAUGCUGAAAGACUAGUCCAAAGAUCGAAAGACAAUUUAUACUGAAAAUGGGCGUGGGUAAAGAUAACUAACAAUUCAGUACUGUGCAUGCUUGACGAGUUAUAGGGUGGGUGAUGAUGAUUCCAGCUUAGAUGUAGAUUCCAACAAGACGUAUUUUUUGUGCAUUAUAUUAUACUGGGAUCCAAAUCGUUUAUAGAUUGGUUGCUUGGCUAAUGAUUACCUUGAACUGACCAUAAAUUGGCUUUGAACGGAAUAUAGCUCGUAUUUAUCCCCAAUAUUGGGUAUAAUUUGAACGUAUGCCCGUUUUUAAACCACUUGGUUACUUAAUUUUAUUCGGAGAAAUAAAGAAGAUUAUUGUUCGCCUCAAUCGCAGCAUAAUCGCUAGAAUGAAGUAAGAUGGACAUGCCAAAGGUUUGCUCAUCAACUUUCAGACAAGAAAGAAAAAAAGAUUGGUUCAGUUCAACUUCUUUAUUUUAUCAGUGCUAAUAGUUCUGAGUCUCCUUGAAAUAUUAUAAUAUGGCAGCUUAUAUAGUUUGUUUCAUGCCCAAAAGCUGACAGUAUCACAGAUUCUAGUAAUAUCGACCUCACAACUUUUUUCUGUAAACGUCAAUGCUCGAAAUUUAUUUAUGAUGCAUUAAGUCUUUCGUAUAUUUAUACUAGUCUGUAAAGUUUUGAAUAAUCAACUAUUUAACAAAUAUAAAUUAACUAUAUUUGACUAUUAUUUCAAUUGAAAUUCAAAUACAAGUUUU